This is a messenger RNA of Cucumis melo (muskmelon), 2251 nucleotides long. RefSeq names its product nucleotide pyrophosphatase/phosphodiesterase-like. Bases 123 to 1985 code for a protein of 620 amino acids. The record is from RefSeq and is a predicted model, not a curated record. Gene Ontology annotation, molecular function: metal ion binding; acid phosphatase activity. NCBI's taxonomy places the organism in Eukaryota, Viridiplantae, Streptophyta, Magnoliopsida, Cucurbitales, Cucurbitaceae. The transcript has 12 exons.
UUUUACAAAUCCAAACGGCAUCACUCGCAUCCUUCGAUCCCGGCCUCCCGCCUUGUUAAAUCCGAUGCCUUCACUUUAAUUCUAUAUUCUCUCAAUCAUCAUCAACUACCAAAGUUCCUCCCAUGGCCGACAUCACUCCAAUCCCAAACCUUUUGUUCAUCACUCUCCUUCUCCUCUCUAUCGUCUUCCCCGCUCAUACUUACCAGGUUCGCCUCGAUGAACACCAACCUCUCUCCAAAAUUGAUGUUUACAAGGCUACUCUUGCACUCCGAAGUACCGCUUCCAUUAGAGCCUCGCCGCUUGUUCUUGGCCUCAAUGGCGAGGAUACCGAGUGGGUGACUGUAAAGUUUAUACAUCCUGAACCCUCGGCAGAUGAUUGGAUAGCAGUGUUUUCUCCUGCCAAGUUCAACGCAUCAGGCUGUCCUAGUUCAAAUAAAAGGGUUCAAACUCCAUCAAUCUGCUCAAGCCCAAUAAAGUUCAAUUAUGCAAACUACACAAAUCGAAAUUAUGUGAAGACAGGAAAAGCUUCUUUGGCGUUCCAAUUGAUCAAUCAGCGAGCAGAUUUUUCAUUUGCUUUGUUUUCAGGAGGUCUCUCCAAUCCAAAACUUAUUGCUGUUUCAAAUCCCUUAUCAUUUAAGAAUCCAAAAGCACCAUUGUUUCCUCGCCUUGCACAUGGCAAACUGUGGAAUGAAAUGACAGUAACCUGGACAAGCGGGUAUGAUAUAAGUGAUGCUACUCCAUUUGUCGAAUGGGGUCUAGAAGGGGAGGCACAAACAAGAUCACCAGCUGGCACACUGACAUUUAGUAGGAACAGCAUGUGUGAUGCACCUGCACGAACUGUUGGUUGGCGUGAUCCUGGUUUCUUUCACACGAGUUUCCUACAGAACUUAUGGCCAAACGCCGUGUACACUUACAGAAUGGGUCAUCGCUUGCUUAGUGGAUCAUAUAUUUGGAGCAAGAGCUAUUCAUUCAAGUCAUCACCGUAUCCUGGUGAAGAAUCAUUACAGCGUGUCAUUAUAUUUGGUGAUAUGGGGAAGGGACAACGUGAUGGCUCGAAUGAAUUUAGCAACUAUCAGCCUGGAGCAUUGAACACCACCGAUCAGCUCGUCAAAGACUUGAACAAUAUUGACAUUGUUUUCCAUAUCGGAGACCUGUCUUAUGCAAAUGGGUAUCUCUCAGAGUGGGACCAAUUUACUGCACAGGUGGAGCCCAUUGCAUCCAGGGUCCCCUACAUGGUUGCAAGUGGUAACCAUGAGCGUGACUGGCCAAACACCGGAUCCUUCUAUUCAAACAUGGAUUCGGGUGGGGAGUGUGGAGUUCCGGCGGAGACCAUGUUCUACUUUCCUGCUGAAAACAGAGCAAAGUUCUGGUAUUCAACGGAUUAUGGAUUGUUCCGGUUUUGUAUAGCUGAUACAGAACAUGACUGGCGAGAGGGGUCAGAACAGUACAGAUUCAUAGAGCAAUGCCUUGCAUCAGCAGAUAGACAAAAACAACCUUGGUUGAUAUUCGCUGCUCAUCGUGUGCUCGGCUACUCUUCCAAUGACUGGUAUGCAUCGCAGGGCUCAUUUGAGGAGCCUAUGGGAAGGGAAAGCCUUCAGAAUCUCUGGCAGAAGUAUCGGGUUGAUAUUGCCUUCUAUGGCCAUGUCCAUAACUACGAAAGAACAUGUCCAGUUUAUCAGCAUCAAUGCGUGAACGCGGAAAAAACUCAGUAUUCAGGCACAAUGAACGGCACGAUCCACGUAGUGGUUGGUGGAGCAGGGAGCCACCUAUCCCCAUUCACCGAAGAGAUCCCAAAAUGGAGCAUUUAUAGAGAUUUCGAUUAUGGAUUCGUAAAGAUGACAGCAUUCAACCGCUCCUCUUUGCUCUUCGAGUACAAGAGAAGCAGCGACGGUAAGGUUUAUGAUUCGUUUACCAUUUCAAGGGACUACAGAGACGUCUUGGCCUGUGUUCCCGACAGUUGUCAACCCACAACUUUGGCUGCUUGAACUUCUCCCUAUUUCUCCUCCUCUUUGCAUAUACCUGUUUUUGUCAGUUUAGGUUGUUUAGAAAAUAGUUAUGCUUUCUGCGUUGUCUCAUAAGUAGUUAGUUUCUCGAUCAUUUUUAAUCGUAAUUUUGAUGUCCAGCCUAAGUUCCUAAUCUAUUUUUCUCUACAAAAGAGCUCAGUAUUGGAACAAUAAUGUAUAUUGCACAUAUACAUACAUAGGAUUCUUCUAAGUAGUUAUAAGUCUAUCAAAACAGACAUUGUGAGUGA